AUGGGGGAUUGGAAUCAGACUCCGGAUGCGAAUCCAUUUACCCAGGCCGGGGCUCACACCUUGACUGCUUUCGACGGGGACGCCUACAUCCCCACUCGUUGGGAGGGACGUGCCAUCGACUAUGGUGUUGUUUUGGACAACAAUGAUGGUGUUCUCUUUGGCGAGGAGUUCCCUUCGCAGGUCCAGUUGGGUGAAGAGAGAUUUUCUGAUCAUAAACUGGUGUGGCUAAAUUUUCCUUUCCUGGCUCAACGUUCGGAUGGCCACACGUUGGUGCCCACCCGCACUCUUUGCAAACCGUCGGAAGCCACAGAGGAGCAGUGGGUUGAAGCCUUGGCGUCGGCGUGGGAGGGGAGGGUCGCUCCCCCUCACUCAACUCCUGGAGCAGAAUGGCAGGCCUUCAAUGCUUUGGCGGAGGAUGCUCAAAUCAUAGCAAUUGAAUCUUGUGGUGGAUCCGUGCCUGCCCUCAGCCACUUCCGGAAGAAGGGUUCUUUGCCUGUUUUCAGGUCUGCUGCGGACUCCCGUAUGGCUGCGCAGAAGAGGGGAUCUUAUUGUGAAAGGUCCCUGCUCAGAUGGAUGGGCAGACUUGGUGAGGCCCUACGUCUUCUUGGUGCUGGGCGUCAUUGUGGGCAUCUUCUUCGGCAAGUCCGUAGUACCUGGCCUGAACAAAUUGAUCGUGAUCUCAGUCUUGAGGAGGCCCUGCAAGCAUCCCAGGCCUUGUGGGAGGAUACCAAACGUCGACGCCGCAAAGACGGUCUUCGCCGGUGGCGUGACAAAAUGCUGGCCCGAGGCAAGGCUUGUACCUCUUGGCUGAAGGAAAGUUGCCAGCCUACACCCGCUGCCAUUAUUAAACCUGAUGGGACCUGUUCAUCGUCGAUCCCGGAGGCCUUUGAUCAGUUGGACGGCUUCUGGUCAGCUGUUUGGGGUCGCAACAUAGAUUGCGAAGAGCUCCAACGCCUUCGAAGCGGACAUUUGCAGAGAGGCCCUGAGCACCGUGAGCAUGCUUGGAGCCUUACACCCAGUGAUUUGCAUCGCGAGGCAGGUCUGAAAAAAGGAGGGGGCGCCAGUAUAGACGGGUGGCACGGAGACGAGAUCCAUGCUUGGCCUCCGAAAGCCUGGGACAUCUUCUGGACCCUUUGGAACCGCUGGGCUGAGAAGGAUGAGUGGCCUCCCCAACUCACCCACUACAAGCAGAUCUUCUUGCCUAAGGUUGCUGUAGCGCAUGGAGGCGUGGCUGCUAAGGAUAUGAGACCCAUUAGCAUUCAAUGCGUGCUUUGCAGAGUAGUGGCAUCCGCCAUGGCAAAACAUCCUGAUGUGCAAGCAUGGUUGCAAGAGAUUGUUUCGUUGGACGAGCAUGGGGCGGUCAAAGCGCGAGGCGUCCACACUGCUUUGGCUCAUCUCGUUGAAGAUUGGGAGAAUGAUCGGGCCGUUUUGGUCUCCCUUGACAUGUACAAAGGCUUUGACUUUGCAUCCCCAGAACUGGCGCUGGGCAUUAUGCAGCACUACGGAGUGCCUCAGGCUUGGCGCAAUCAUUUUGCUCAUCUGUGGCAACACCAACAUCGUUGGCUGCAACUUGGGCAGUUUACGCAUGGCGCAGUGAAGAAGGUUGAUUCCAGCCUUCCCCAGGGCGAUCCCUUCGCCCCAAUCGCUUUUGUUCUGCUGUUGCAAGCUGCAAGUUCUGAUCUACACCGGCGGUGGGAUGUUCAAGGAGCAUCCCAAACUCUUUUCAUUGAUGAUCGCAACAUCAUAGCAAACGGCCCUGGGCAGGCAGUGGCGGCCAUUCAUCAUUGGAACCGGUGGACUCGCAGACUGGGACUAUCGGAGAAUGAGUCGAAGCUCACAGUGGUGGCCAAGCGAGUUGAAGAUGAAGCUGCUCUUCUGGCCCUGGGCGUGGAGGCGGCUAACAUCGCCAGUCAGGCGCGUGUUCUUGGCGUGGACAUUCUCCAGAACAAGGGCGAGGUUCCUCAAACCUUGCAGCAGAGAUGGGACAAAAGCAUUGCAAUUCUUUCUCGGAUCAAUGUUCUCCCCGUGGCGCCAGUUGUGAAAAGCACGCUGGUGCGUUCACGAGUAGUUCCUGCACUUAUGUGGGGUCGUUUCUUGCGCAACGUCGAUGAGGAGGUGAGCGAUAAGCUUGGCAGCCUCAUCAAGGUGGUCGUCAAAGCUCAUCGGGCUGGCUCACGGGCUCUCUGGGAGAUACUACAGGGGCACUGGACUAGCCUUCGAGUUACGGCAGCUCAAUCCAGUUUUGCUGCGCUUGCACGGUCGCAGAAAUUUUGGCGGGACAAUGGACGUGUUCUUCAAGGUGGAGCUUGGUACAGGGAGCUCUGCGAGGCCAUGUACAGCCUAGGAUUCCGACGCAGUCCUGGGGGUUUCGAAGUACCUGAGGGGCGAUCCAUCCGUUGGCCUUGGAGGCCUGCCAUGGGUCCAUUUGAGUCGUGGCUUCAGCGGUCUUUGCAUGUUUUCAGGGAGGCUUGGCGCUCCUCGCGGUUCAGCAGCUUCCUUGAGAAGGACAGGAGGGACAGCACGCAUCUCCUGGGACAGGUGCGAUACAGUGAGCGGAUCCUCUGCAAGGCUCGCAAGCUUUAUGCCUGGGGCACACAGUCAGUGAGGAUGACGUUCGCCAUCAUCGCGGCAGCAAUCAUUUCCGGAGCAGUGGUGGAGCGCAUCCGCUUCUCUGCCUAUGCCAUUUUCAUCGUUGUCUGGGUAUUGGCCGUCUACGUCCCGCUGUGCCACUGGAUCUGGGGCGGCGGCUGGAUCGCCGAGAUGGGCGCCAAGGACUUUGCGGGUGGCACCGUCGUCCAUAUCAGCUCCGGCACCUCCGCAAUUGCGCUGGCAUCCUUGCUGGGUGAGCGCAAGCACCGUGCUGAGUCCUUCCCCUCAAACCUGCCCUUUGUCAUCCUGGGAGGAGGCAUCCUGUGGCUUGGGUGGACUGGCUUCAACGGCGGAUCCGCGUUCGCUGCGAAUGGCGACUGUGCGCUGGCCAUCGCAACAACCUACGUUGCAGCCGCUGCGGCGAUGGUCAUGUGGAUCACCGUGGAGCGCAUCCUGGACGGAGCCCCAACCUCCAUCGGCGCCAUGUCCGGUGCAGUCGCCGGACUUGUGAACAUCACCCCUUGUGCCGGCUUCGUGGAGCCCUUGGGCGCUUNNGCAGCCCGCGGGCUGAAGAAGCUGAACCUCGUGGAUGACAGCCUCGACUGCUUCAGCCUCCACGGAGUCGGUGGCUUUGCUGGUGCCAUCCUUGGUGGUUUCUUUGACCUUGAGGAUGGGCUCAUCUACGCCGGCGACGGCCUGCUGCUGGCCAAGAACGUGGCCGGUGCCGCCUUCGGAGUGGUCUACUCCGCAGCCGUCACCGGAGUGAUCUUCUUCAUCAUGCGUCUGGUCAUGCGCAUGAGGGUCAGCGAGGAGCAGGAGCUUGAAGGUGUGGACCUGCAUUGCCACUCCGAGGUUGCCUACGGCAAGAACGAGAACUCGGGAAAGCCCAACAGCUUCGGCGAGCACUCCCAGCGCUUCAAGCCCGAGGAGGGCCCAACGCUCCUGACCGGCUCUGCGGCCACGUCCGCUGAGAAGCCGACGGAGGUCUGA
Messenger RNA from Symbiodinium pilosum, 3579 nucleotides. Lineage: Eukaryota; Dinophyceae; Suessiales; Symbiodiniaceae. The record is from the annotation of a GenBank genome assembly.